Caenorhabditis angaria is the source of this 904-nucleotide messenger RNA. The record is from the annotation of a GenBank genome assembly. Lineage: Eukaryota; Metazoa; Nematoda; Chromadorea; Rhabditida; Rhabditidae.
AUGCAAUUCAAGAGUCUCCUAAUUCUUCAAUUUUUGGCGGGAAUUUUUGGCUCCAAAAAAUUGGACACCAAUUGGGCGCAAUUGGCGAUUGAUAAGUGAGUUAGGCCCGAAAAUUUGCGAAAUUUUGAUAGUAAAUAUGCCUUGGAUUACUGUAGAUCAAAAAAUUUUCAGAUAUUUUCAAUCGAAAAAUUCGUCGGGCUCAAUUCAAUUGCCAGAAUUUCAUUUGACAGAAAGUGAGCGACAUUUUUGGCGCCAAAAAUUUCGAAUUCAAAAAAAAAAUUUUUUGCAGAAGACGAAAAUUGUAUUUUGGCUUCAGCCGACAUUUUGCGACAGGCCUACAAUUUUUUGACAAAAUGCAAAAUUGGCGAAAAAGACAAGGAUUGUUUGGGUGGGUAAGCUACAGUACUCCUGGGGGUUACUGUAGGGUAGAUUUUUUUCGAAAAUCUCAUCGGUACCACGCGCUCCACCGAAAUAAACACGCAACGCAGACCGCGUCGCGCCACAACACAUACAAAUAAGGGAACGAUUCAAAUUCCCGCGCGGCGCGGUCUGCGUUGCGUGUUUAUUUCGGUGGAGCGCGAGGAGAUUUUCGAUAAUACAGUACCCCUGGGUUACUGUAGGGUAGAUCAAAUUGGCAAUAUGACAAUUUCCAGAUCCCAAUUGGGCAGUCCGUCUCCUAGACUCUAUUCCGCUCCUCAAACCUGCCGGAUUCUUCCGUCGCGGACCCUUCUACUUCCUCGCGGAUUACGCAACGUGCCGCAAGCUUCCGCACGACAAAACGCAAUAUUGCCGCAUCAAAGGCGCACUGGAAAAUGUCACCACCAUGGAUCUACCCUUCACAAUUGGUCUGUGCCUGCCGAAAGCUUGUGAAGCGGAAACACUCGGCCGCAUUGCUCCAGGUUAA